Molecule: messenger RNA, 648 nt
Organism: Opisthorchis viverrini
Lineage: Eukaryota; Metazoa; Platyhelminthes; Trematoda; Opisthorchiida; Opisthorchiidae
Exons: 2
Coding region: 1-648 (215 amino acids)
Source: RefSeq, a predicted model, not a curated record
AUGAACGCCAUUGAGGGUGCGAUUGGGCCAUGUCUGAUAAUGUCUCUAACCAUUGAUGUGGCCCGUCUCGGGGUCCCCAUCCAGGAAGACGGCCCAGCAUUUGGGACUGAUGACUCCGUUGAUCCUGCACCAGUUUUGUGUUCAACAUCUUCUCAUCACAUGGCGCCGACAUCCUCAGGUAUCUCCCAAUCAAUCUUCAAGCCUCGACACCCAGUCUAUCUGGCUGUUUUCAAUGGCCGCACACUGCGGCAAACAGGACAACAAGCUACUCUUGCACUCACACUGAACUCGCUUGGUAUUGAUGUGUGCUGUGUCUCAUGGCUAACCGCCUCAGGAGUCUCCACUCACUUCGAGCUGCGCACCUCUGGUGAUGCAGAGGCUGCUGCGGUGGGAUGUACAGGCGUUGGUAUCGUCCUGAGCCACCGGGCAGAAGUAUCCUUGCUUUACUGCAUGCCUGUCGAUGGUCGACUCUGCACGGUCCGUCUCGCAACGUCUGCGAAGGGGCCGCAAAAGCAGGAAGUUGAUCAAUGUCUGUUGAUCGUAUCCACUUGCGCUUCGACUGACUGUAGCUGCGAUGCCGUCAAAGACAGGUCUUGUGAUGCACUGAAUGCCCUAAUGUGGUGGGCAAAAUAUCAGGGAUCGUGGUGA